Zootoca vivipara (common lizard) is the source of this 4546-nucleotide messenger RNA. NCBI's taxonomy places the organism in Eukaryota, Metazoa, Chordata, Lepidosauria, Squamata, Lacertidae. The record is from RefSeq and is a predicted model, not a curated record.
GAGUGUGCAGGAAAGGGGCCUCCGGGCUCCUCGAGCGCCGUCUUUUCUUCCGUCCCGUCGUCCAGAAGCGCGCCAGGCCCCGAGUGCGUUCGGACGGCGGCGGCGCUCCAAAGUGGAGUCGUCCCCCCGUCGUGGUUGUUGGACUGCAUGCUUUCAUAUAGUUGGCUGGGACAGGAAGUCGGAAUUGCAGGAGAGUGAUUCAGCAGCACUGUUGUUUUGCUCGACAGCUGAGCGGCUUCUUCCCAGUGACUGGCAAACUUUGGCGACCUCGCUGCUAACUUGCAUCCUAUUCCCCCAGCGCCCGAGAACUUGUAGCGCGCGCGCAGACUUUACAGCCCUCGGAGUUCCGGAGACCUUUAUAGGUAUCGGGCAAUCGGGUUGGGUUUGCACCCCCGUUUGGCAGUCGGAAAGGGGGUGGUGGAGGAAAGAUGAGGGGGAACACCUUCCCGGCCUUCCCGUAGUAGUGCUGCUGCUACGGUACUUACAGGGCGUGGCGGUGGCUGUUGUCUGGCCCGAAACAAAGCCGUGCACAACAACAUGAUCACGCCCUUGCUUUUCGGAAGCAAAAACUUCGAGAGGGUCCCCUCCCCAUUCGUCUUGUAUCUAAAAGGGUAGGGGAAAAGCGCACGCGCGCGCCGGGUGUAUUUGCUUUUAAGUAAACCAGGAUAAGGAGUGGUAUGUUUUGAAUGGCUGGGUUCCUGGGGGCGGAGGGCGCUCGCAACUUUUGUGCAAGGAGCUUUCCAGGGCUGGUGCCUCUUAGCCAAGGAACUGAUAAUUUCUAAUAAACUUUUGCAAACGCUCCCCCCUUGAAAGGGGCUAGAGCAGAAGUCUUCCAUAGCAAGGGCAGAGUCUGAAAUAACACUCAGAAAUUCAUAGAGCAAGUUCUCAGAUUUGCUGAUUUUACCAUCUCCAGUGCUGUUUAUAUACCGGUAAAGUUUUACUGGCUUGGGUCAAUAUAUGGGAUAGCUAGUUUCUCGUAAUAGCUUUAAAAAGAAAUAAAUGCACCCCUAGUGGUUCUGCUGCUUUUAAAUAUAACUUGGUGUUGGGCAGUGCCUACUGAAGUGAGGGUCUACUAGGUGCAAAAUGCACGCCUCGUUUUUAGGUGGUUUAUGGUUCCCUUCUUCAGUUAUCAGGCACUCUGCCUGCUCACCCACUUUAAAGUGCUUGCCCCACUUUAAAUGUCUCCACACAAAAGGGAGGGGACAAUUUGCUUUGUAUACAAAAGUUCCCAGGUUCAAUUCCUGGCAUCUUCCAUUAGGGCUGGGAAGUACCCCUUUCUGAUACCUGUGGAGAGCACCUGCAAAUCAGUGUAGACAAAACUUAAUCUGCCCUUUAUUCUCUUUCCCUUGCCCACCUAAAACAUUAAAGCGUAUUUUGAAAAUGGCAUUGAUCUUAUUUGUGCACAACUAUAAGCUGUAGUCUGGAACAAACUGGCUUGCCACAAGUGAACAGUAAGCUGGUGGGAACACACCUGUCAAGCUGCUCUUUUCUGAGCUGGAGGAAAACAAACCACAGUUCUGGAUUAGUGUUGUGUGAGAACCGGUGUUCAUGGUUUGUGCUUCUUCAAACAAACUGCAAGUACCAGUUCCUACCCUAAGCCAGCACUGUAGUUUGUUUGUUUCCAGUUUAGAAAACAGUGGAAAGGGACAGGUACCAUUUAAGCUGCUGCUGCCAGCCCACUGCUCAUUCCUGUUGUUAGAAUUUCUAUACCGCCCUUCAUCUGAAGAUCACAGGGUGGUUUACCAUAUAAAGUAAGCUGUAGUUGUUUCAUACUGGCUUACGAUUGUGUGCAAUCCAAGCCCAUACAAGCUACUUGCUUAAUGCCUUUGUUUUGUGUGAAGCUGACUGUUUAGAUCAGACAUAUCCAAACUGCGGCCCUCCAGAUGUUUUGGCCUACAACACCCAUGAUCCCUAUCUAACAGGACCAGUGGUCAGGGUUGAUGGGAAGUGUAGUCCAAAACAUCUGGAGGGCCGAAGUUUGGGGAUGCCUGGUUUAGAUGCUAUCCCUGUCCGUCUUGUAGAUAUACAAAGUUAUCAUCGGAGGUUUGGCUCAUUCGAGCAAAUCUGGACACACAUUGCAAAUGUGAUUGUCUGAAUAUUGUAAUGAUUUCUUCCUGACCUUGGCCACGCAGGGGAAUUUCAAAGAAUGCUGCCUGAUUGUAGUCUGAGGGUGGAUGGGAGAUAGUAUGAUGAUGGCAGGAAAUAAUUCAACCUGCCAGGGGUGUCAAAAGGGUUUUCUGGGCCUCAGGACACUGUGUGUGGAUUGGGCUCUCUGCUCCACUUCUGAAAUACAACAGGUUUACAUGACAAUUUCAUGUGCUUUGGCAACUAGACUUUCCAUUUUGGCAACUGUAACCUUGGUUUAAGGAACCAUUUGGCACCAAGCUUAUAUAUCUUGAGUUUCUAAUGCUGUGAACAAGACACAUCUGACAGUGUAAGCAGACAAUGCUUUCCCCCAUAAUUGUAUUUUCAUACUAGAGAAAGCUUAACCUGUUUAAUUUCUGUCUGUCAUACAGUUCCUAAAGACAUAAGAACCAUGCUCUCCCCUAAUGGCAGCCCAUCAGAACUUUGCCCGUGGGACUUGCAGAUGGGGUCAGAACUGCCGAUUCUCCCAUGAUAGGAAGUCUACUCAGAUCUGCAGAUAUUUCCAGAAUGGGUUUUGUGAUUAUGGAGACCGCUGCAGCUACCAGCAUGUCCUGGAAGCACCACCCUUGAGCAGAUGUGGCUCAGAGGCUGCCUACCAUGGACUGCGUGGAUUGACUGUGAACCGCCGAGGCUCGGAGCCGGCCAUCUUGCCAGAAGCUACAGUGAGGAGUUGGGGAGGGGCCCGGCGCGGCUCUGAACCAGCUGUCUCUGGCAUGGCACAGCUACAGAGGAACUUUGGGAGCAUGAGGAUGUCAUUUGAGGAGGAGGAUGAAGAUGAUGAUAAAGCCAUCCCUUCCUGGCACCCUCCAAACUGGGCCCUCAGUAAAGAAUUUGUUCCCAGGCAGGCUGCUUCAGGUUCCACAUCCCAUGAAGAGAGACUUGACACCACUUCUCUGAUGCCAGAAGAAGCCUCAGCCAAGGAGGCUGCUCCUGUUUCUGUGGUCUCGGAAGAGCCAAAGGCAGCUGGCGGUUCAGAAGCGGCAGAAGCUGCUGCUUCUGCAGAGGUGCAGAAAAGUGAGGAUGUGGUGUGCGGAAUCUGCAUGGACAAAAUCUCUCAGAAGACCUUGCCUCAGGAGCGUCUGUUUGGCAUUCUUCCUAACUGCUCCCAUGCCUACUGCGUGACCUGCAUCCGGAAGUGGAGGAAAAGCCGGGAUUUUCACAAUGCGGUGAUUAAGGGCUGCCCAGAGUGCAGAGUCACUUCAACUUAUUUCAUCCCCAACCAAUACUGGGUUUCUGAUUCAGAAGAGAAAGAAAAACUGAUUGAGAAUUUCAAGGCACGGACCAGCAAAAUAAGGUGCAAAUUCUUUGUCAGAAGCAAUGGCCACUGCCCCUUUAAAUCAGAGUGCAUCUACCUGCAUGAGCUGCCCGGAGGUCGGCUCCCGGCUGCAAAGCCGCAACAGAGACCUGAACGGCGGAGACGGCGGACCGUUGCCUAUAACCGAUCUCCAUCUGACAGCUCGGAUGAAGAUGACGACGACGAUAUGUACCUCAUCCAGUGGGCUCUGACUGUUGCACUGUUGCAGAGGGAGAGGGACUUUGACUAUUCGGACUUUCUCAUUUGGGAUUCGAGUGAUUCUUCUGACUAGAUGAUGACGGUGACGAAGACGUCAUUGGAGGCUGCGGGAACAAUCUUACUGACAUGUGAAGCUGUGGCUUGGGGAGAAUAGGUGGGGAAGGAAGGGAUAUUGAUCAGUUGAAGGGUUGUCUGAGGGGGGGCGGGUCUUCUGGCGGGUCUUCAUUGCAUUUUGCCUGGAAUCUGUAAGCUGGGAGAACAUAGUGCAAGGACCCAUUUUAUGUUGGGAAGGCCUCCUGAUUCCACAGGGCAAGAUAAUGACUGUCACCACUGUUGGCAUACGGUAUCUUAACACAUCACCCAAGUGCACUGCCAUUCUCCUAUCCCUUGCUUGGCUAUAUCUUCACGUUCCUUUCCCCUGCCCUCAACAUUUUAUCACAUCCUGGGCUUCCCAGCAUUGGGAUCCAUGAAGACCCUCCCAGCUGUAUCUCUUCUAGGAGGGUGCCAGGUUCUGCUGGUGCUCAGGAAGUCUGUGUAUACUGGAGACACUUGAGUUUUCAGGUAUGUUCGUGGUGCUGCUAGUUGUUUCCUCAGGGAGGCAGGCUUGCUGAGCAGUGCUAUUAUCUGCAGCAGGCAGCACCUGCAUCUUGCUUUUUCUCUAGCAGUGCUAUCGGGUAUCUCUCGUAGGCUUACGGAGGAGGGGUAUAACAUAGGGUAGUGCGAACUAAAUCUUGAAUUUUUAUUGAUGCAGUGAUCAAUUUAGUAUUGGAGGCUUAGAACUCGGUGAUUUAAACCCUUAGGAUCUGGGAUCGGUAAGCCCCCUGAAUGUAUUUUUAAUCCUAGAAGGAUCAAGAGAGCGUAUCAAAUAAAAUGAGCUUUAGAAAUGUA